Molecule: messenger RNA, 1898 nt
Organism: Ectocarpus siliculosus
Lineage: Eukaryota; Phaeophyceae; Ectocarpales; Ectocarpaceae
Source: the annotation of a GenBank genome assembly
GUUAGCAACCACCACACAGAGCCACUCCGCCACACAUUAGUUGAACCGAGGGUCAUCGAGCCGCCGCCGUCAUCCGUUUCGGGGCUAUCGGGGAAGGGGACGCUGGAGCGCUCUCCCGAGUUUGUUUUUCCGAGAGGGCGAACCCCCGACAGAAAGCGGCUUGAUACCUAGGAAGGCCAUAGAUAGCAGGAGCGAACAUGUCUGACUACGCGACCGAGCUUCUUAGGAGGCAACUGCAGGAACUUAACAAGAACCCCCCCGAGGGAGUCUCGGUAGGUCUGGCCAAUGACGACAAUAUGUUCAUGUGGGAGCUGCUUAUCGUGGGCCCAGCAGAUACGCUGUAUGAGGGAGGGUUCUUCAAGGCCAAGCUCGAGUUCCCGAAAGACUUCCCGAACAACCCUCCGACCAUGACCUUUAUCAGCGAGAUGUUCCAUCCCAAUGUGUACCCGGAUGGGAGGGUGUGCAUUUCGAUCCUGCACCCACCGGGAGAGGACAAGUUCAACGAACAGGAAACCGCGGAGGAACGCUGGCGCCCGAUCCUGGGGGUAGAAGGGAUCAUCGUCUCCGUCGUCUCGAUGCUCUCGGACCCAAACGACGAGUCCCCGGCCAACAUCGAUGCGGCAGUCAUGUGGCGAAAUGACCGCGAAGCCUUCAAAAAGAAGUCGCGCCUUUUGGUUCGCAAGUCGCAGGACGCGCUGUGAUUGGUAUGGUGGUCGAGGGUGCUUGGUGUGGAUUUUGACGUUGGAUUUGGUUUGUUUUGUUUGAUUCUUUCUUUUUCUCGUCGUUUGCUUGUUCGUUUCUUUUUCUGUGGGUGCGUGUUUUUUCUUUGUUUGUUUUUUUUUGACAGGAGGAAAGGAGCGCAUCUGGAAGAGGCGUAUUCCUGCAUCAUUUUUUGACAACUUUUUCCUCAUUUUUUUUUGUUGUUCCCGGCAAGCCAGCGAGCAACACGAGAAAAGGGAACAGUUGGGAGGAAGUUAGUGUGUGAGCUGAUCGAUCGAUGGGAAUUCGUUGCAGGGAGAAGGACGCACGACACAGGACGGAUAUUCCCAUGGUAUUCGUGCCAAUUUUGCAUUGCCACGAAGGUGGGUCAAAUGCAAUGGAAAUGGAAUGCAAUUCCACUCCCCCACCACCAGCACCUCUUUCUUGCGAAGAUACGGUUAUGUAGGAAGGCGAGGGCGAUGCGCCUGGACGGGGGGGUGGGGGGGGGGCGACGUUGCUUCGAAGGUUCGGGAGUUGCAUGGAUUCCUGCAGAGAGCCACCUGCAUGAGCGACGGAGCUCGGACGAUUUUGCGGCAAGGAAGCGCGGACGGGGCGAGGUGCUCGAUAUUGUUCGCGUCACCCCCACAACGCCGAGAGUGUCAGCCGUCGCGGGGUUGUGCCUCUUGCUGGUCGCUCCGUGCUGGCUUCGCAUCGGUUUGAGCACGAGCUUGAAUGGUUUCGUACCGGUGCACGCGGAGGUGUAGGCGUUUUCCUCGAUGAAGGGAUUGGGGCACGGAACGGCGAUAAAUGUGUCUCAUAAACGAAGACCCGCCUGGAAGAUCCUUACUCAAGUGGUAGGAGGCGGUACGGUGGAAACCUUGUUAGAGCCCACGGCGUGUUGUAGCCGCUAUAGGCCCCUUGGUGGGUUGACACGUGGAACGGGGUCUAACUGUCUUUGCUCGCCGCUACCCGCGUGUGUCGUCUCGCGGGUGAAAACAUUUUUUGGCGAAUCCUAAGCUAUGAUAAAAGUCGCCACACGAAAACAAUCCCCCCGCCGCUGUAGUUGUUGGGAUGGAUGACGAGCUUUUCUACCUCAUGGGAUGGGUGACGAUUCUUUCUAGCGUCAUCCAUUGCCAAGGAACGUGAAAUCAAUGAAGUCAUCGCGCGGUUGCGCGACAUGAAGGAUAUUUGAAUACCGC